This is a messenger RNA of Saprolegnia parasitica CBS 223.65, 1599 nucleotides long. RefSeq lists its product as hypothetical. The transcript has a single exon. Gene Ontology annotation, molecular function: acyltransferase activity. Gene Ontology annotation, biological process: lipid modification. Bases 10 to 1548 code for a protein of 512 amino acids. NCBI's taxonomy places the organism in Eukaryota, Oomycota, Saprolegniomycetes, Saprolegniales, Saprolegniaceae. Gene Ontology annotation, cellular component: membrane. The record is from RefSeq and is a predicted model, not a curated record.
GAAGGCAGGAUGGCCGAGUGGCAUUUGUCAUUUUCCGCCACGCCAGCGACGAUGGAGUUCGGGUCCGCCCUUCGCGUGCUCGACGGCUACAUGGAGGCCAUCGCGCCGACGCUCACGCAGCUCGAUGGCGUCGCCCAGACGCUCACGCCGCUCAAGUUUGAAGCCGCCAACGCCUUCUUGAACGAGAUCGCGGCCGGCGCCGGCAUGGAGCUCGACCAGGUGCGCUACGCCGUGUGCCUCUUCGCCGUGUACCCGCUCGCGCUUCUCUUCCAGCUCCUCCCGACCGCGACGCUCAAGCACCUCUACUCGCUUGGCGUCGGCGUCUCGCUCGCGCAGUUCGUCUUUGGCUCGCAGUGGGUGCACUCGUUCUUGAUGUCGUUCUUGACGUACCUCCUCGUGUGGCUCGCGCCGGCCAAGUUUGCGCCGUCGAUCGUCUUCCUCUUCAACAUGACGUACAUGUCGCUCGCGCACCUCUACCGCAUCUACGUCGACUACAUGGGCUGGAGCCUCGAUUUCACCGGCCCGCAGAUGCUCCUCGUGAUCAAGCUCACGGCGUUUGCGUACAACUACUACGACGGCGUCGUCGACGUCAAGCGCCUCAACACGCCCACGGACAACAAGGGCCUCGCGCGCGUCUACGCCAGCCGCAAGGCGCUCAGCGUCGCCAAGAUGCCGUCGUUCCUCGAGUUCUUCGCGUACGUCUACUGCUUUACGACGUUCCUCGCGGGCCCGGCCUUUGAGCUCCGCGAGUACCUCGACGUUGUCAACGGCGCCAAGCGCCUCGGGCCCGGCCGCUUCCUCGCGACCAUCUCCAAGUUUGUCGUCGGCGUCACCUUCAUGGGCCUCAUGGUCGCCUUUGGCGGUGCAUACCCGAUCACGAUGCUCUACAGCGACGAGAUUGCGGCGCUGCCGCUUCUCGAGCGCCUCUUGAAGCUGUACAUCUGCCUCUUCUUCGUCAAGGCCAAGUACUACGGCGCGUGGAAGAUCUCGGAGGGCGCGACCGUGCUCUGCGGCUUCGGUUUCGAAGGCUUUGCCGCCGACGGCGCGUCCAAGGGCUGGAACGGCGUGAGCAACAUGGACGUCCUCGGCUUCGAGUUGGCGCCGUCGAUCCGCGAGGGCUCGCGCGCGUGGAACAAGGGCACGCAGGCGUGGCUCGAGCGCUACGUGUACUCGCGCACGGGCAACUCACUCAUGGCCACGUACUUUGUGUCGGCCUUCUGGCACGGCUUUUACCCGGGCUACUACAUCUUCUUUAUGAGCAUCCCGCUGCCGACGGCCGUGAACCGCGUCGCGUUCAAGCGCAUCCGGCCCUACUUCCUCGAGGCGGACGGCUCGUUCGGCGCCAAGAAGCGCGUGUACGACGUCAUUGGCACGAUCUGCACCAUCUUCACGCUGCACUACCUCGUGAUCCCGUUCCAGGCGCUCUCGUGGGAGCACUCGCUCGCCGCGCUCACGCACAUGAAGUUCUCGGGUCACAUCAUCAUGGCCGUGCUCUACGUCGUCUUUUCGCUCGUGCCCAUGCGCAAGCUCAAGACCAAGGAGCAGUAAGAAGAAGAGCACUAGAGAUAACAGCAGAAAUGUGCUUGCUACGUUUGCGAU